CAUCCAACAGUAAGCUAUGCAGCACUACAGCAUGUUGCAACCUGCCCUUUAAUCAAUCAUCCAUAUGAUCACAGUCAUUGUGGAGCCCACUGAUAAGAGUGAGUGUAUGGGGACUGUGAUGUUGAUUGAAACUGAAUGUGUCAGUAACCUAUCAGAAGAAGACAGAAGGGUUUAUAUGAGGUAUAUAUAAGCUUCCAUGGACCCUCUAGAUUUUGUUGCUGUGUCUGAGAGAAAGACUGCAGCUCCACUAUGAAGCAGUGUGUGGUAUUAAUGGUGGCCUUCCUGUGCAUCCAUGGGGCUCCUGUAGACGUUCUGACCCCUGGAUCCUGCCAAGAUGCAGUAGCUAAUGGUGCUGCUGCUGAAGCUAUGAACAAAAUCAAUCUGGAUCGCAUGGAGGGAUAUGUUUUCAGUCUUGAUCGUCUCUCCAAUGUCCAUUACACAAAGCAUGGAGAGACAGGGAUUGUCUUCUAUCUCACAUUUGAUGUUUUAGAGACCAAAUGUCAUGUAAUCAGCAAGAAAAACUGGAAAAAUUGUGAAAUCCGAAACCCUGAAGAGUACCCGGUCUAUGGGAAAUGCAAAGCAGUUAUGUACAUGAAUAGAGUUCACAGAGUGGCCCGCCUGUAUAAGUAUAGCUGUACCAUUAGACCAGUGCCUGCUUCCAAAAUUAGAGAACGGUGCCCAGAUUGCCCAGUACAGCUCCCUGUGGAUCAUGAAGAAGCCUUAAAGACAGUAAAGAUUGGCAUGGAGAAAUACAAUAAAGAGAGUGGCUUGGCAAACUACUUUGUUCCACUGAACAUUACAAGAGUUUUCUCUCAGCUUCACUUUGGAAGAUUCUACAGUGCAGAGUUCACCAUCCAAGAGACGGUCUGCUCUUCCAAAACAAAUAUAGCGGAUGUCUCUAAAUGUGAGGUCAUGGCGUGUGAGUUAGCGCACAAAGGAUUCUGCAAAGCCUCUCACACUGUCACAGUCACCGGUGAGGAGCACCUCAGUGUUCAGUGUGAAAUCUUCGAACCAGAGGUUGCUGAAGAGGAAAAGAAAAAACACUUGCUUGGAGGUGAAGUGGACCACAGCCAUAGCAGCACAACUGGCUCAUCUACUGGACAUGACCAUGACCAUGACCAUGACCACACCAAACCCCACCCACACAAACAUGACCAUGAACACACCUCAGGCGUCCACCACACACACGAACAUGGCAAAGGGCACGGACACACCCACACCCACUCGCACGAUCACGCCAUGGCCCAUGAGCAUGGUCAGGAUGAGUGGGAGCACCAUCACCACCAGUAUGGUCACAAAAAUGGUGAGACCCAUGAACACGACCAUGAGCUGGUCCUGGACCACGAGCACAAACACAGACACCUCCAUGAGCAUGAGCACCACCACCACCACCACAAUCAUGAAAAUCAAACCACAGUUAGGCGCCCUGAUGGCAUAGUCAAUGUCCUUCCUCCCAUGGAUAAGCCCAUGACCCUUCCAUCCUUCCCUGACAAGCCUGCUGCAGGACCAGAGCAGCCCUCCACCCUCCCGUUCCACCCUGACCCUCAGAUACCAGGACAAAGGGAACCCACUAUUCAUCCCUUCAGUAACACCAUGUCCCCUGAGUGUCCUGCACAGUCCAACAUCCAAAACGGACUCCUCCUGCAGGUCAUCAGUGAGGAUCCACUCUUUAAACCCACUGUGUAGAGACCUUUGAAUAUACAGUGUAAUAAAUAAUAAAACUGCAAUAAACCAUGUUUGGCUGUCA
Puntigrus tetrazona (Sumatra barb) is the source of this 1747-nucleotide messenger RNA. It is a transcript of the gene fetub, whose product is annotated as fetuin B. NCBI's taxonomy places the organism in Eukaryota, Metazoa, Chordata, Actinopteri, Cypriniformes, Cyprinidae. Gene Ontology annotation, biological process: negative regulation of endopeptidase activity. Bases 250 to 1686 code for a protein of 478 amino acids. The record is from RefSeq and is a predicted model, not a curated record. Gene Ontology annotation, cellular component: extracellular region. Gene Ontology annotation, molecular function: cysteine-type endopeptidase inhibitor activity. The transcript has 7 exons.